Molecule: messenger RNA, 1737 nt
Organism: Nasonia vitripennis (jewel wasp)
Lineage: Eukaryota; Metazoa; Arthropoda; Insecta; Hymenoptera; Pteromalidae
Gene: Acbp1
Product: putative acyl-CoA-binding protein
Exons: 5
Coding region: 1135-1404 (89 amino acids)
Biological process (GO): fatty acid metabolic process
Molecular function (GO): fatty-acyl-CoA binding
Source: RefSeq, a predicted model, not a curated record
AGUCAUCAAGCCGUCAGCCGAUCUACAACUCCUAUACCUCCUCUCUCACCACGUCACACAUAAUGUCGCUCGAGCAGAGAUUCGAAGAUGCCGCCGAGCGCGUAAAGACCUUAACGAAGCGGCCGACGGACCUGGAACUGCUCGAGCUCUACGCGCUGUUCAAGCAGGCGACCGUAGGUGACGUCAACACAGGUCGGCCGGGAAUGUUCGAUCUGAAAGGCAAGGCUAAGUGGGACAUGUGGAACAACAAGAAGGGCACGAGCAAAGAAGAAGCUAUGGAGGCCUACAUCAAGCUCGUCGACAAGCUCCUCGAGAUGUACAAGGAUGAGGAGGAGGAGGAGGAGUGAUAGCAUCCUUCACUCCUGAGGCGACGCUGCUGUGUCUAUCCUAUACUGUAUUUUAAUUCGUUAUACGCAUAUGUUGAUGCAGGUGUUCUUCUUCUGUAAGGCUACUUAUCCUCACUACUUUUGUAAGCGAUCUGCGUGUACCUUUUUCUACCACCAGACUCUGUUAUAUAUAUAUAUAUAUAUAUUUUAAAGUAUUCCAAUAAUCAUCGAUUUACAGUUACUGGCUUUUUUCAUUCGCACAUUCACACUGCAGUCUACUGCACGUCGAGGCCGACCUUCGCGCGAAUCGACGACUGUCCGCGAACACAGCACACAUUGUAUGCCUGGAAUUUGUUCGUUGCAAUGCAGUCGUUACAUUGUUCAUUGUUAAAUUUUAACAAGGCGCGCAUUACAUUAUAAGGCACGUACGCUCGUUACUCACCGCAAAAAAAAAACCCGGUCUCGUUACAUUCGGCGAACUUUUCGCAAACUCGGAAGAGAGACGGGGCAUCCCGAUAACGCGAGUACGAGUAUAUUACCCAUAUGCGAACAUGGCUUGUUAUACUCAUAGCAGCUAUAAGCGCAAUGCACGCUUUGCGCGGGGCUUAUCGAAUUUCCCCUCCUCCGAUGCGACCUCUCCUCUUGUCGCGACUUCCCUUCCUCUCCGCCGGCGCGUCUGACUCGCCUUUUGCAGCUGCCUUUGGCUUUAGUACUGCCCGCAGCAGCCGCCCGACGCACAUUCGGCUCAUCGCAGUUCCGGCUAUCUCUCUCACUCGAUCAGCAGUCCACUGGAAGCUAUCUUGCGAUCAUGUCCCUCGACGAGAACUUCAACAAAGCCGCGGAGGAGGUGAAGGAGCUGGCCUCGUCGCCCGCGGACGCCGACCUGCUCGAGCUCUACGCCCUCUACAAGCAGGCCACCGUCGGAGACUGCAACACCUCGAGGCCCGGUAUGCUCGACUUCAAAGGCAAGGCCAAGUGGGACGCCUGGAACGGCAAGAAGGGCAUGAGCCAGGAGGAGGCGAAGAAGCUCUACAUCGAGAAGGUCGAGGCCCUGAUCGCCUCCAUCGGCAAGAAGUGAUCGAGUAACGCUCGAUUCAUAGCACAAUUACACGUGGUUCUCACGACUUUUUGAUAUUAUUCUAUGUAAGAUAAAUGCAUUUUUCAAAGUGUCGCGUCGCGCACACACGGCAAUUUAUAUAUUACAGAGGAAUUGCUAGAUUCAUUGUUCGAUAGAGGCACGAUGAACGUUUUUUCUACACUUCGUAUUGCUGGAUUUCCAUUAUGCGUUUAGUUGAUUUAUCCUUCUGUUGAUUAUUUUCUGAUGCGAAUUUACUGUACACUUUCAUAUGUACGAUGAUCUACAAUCAAACUUGUUGUAUUUGAAAAAAAAAAUAAAGGUUAUUACAGAAAA